AUGUAUGACUCUUCCUUCGGUGGUAUUUCCUUUUCGGGAUAUCCAUCCGUCGCAUACACCGACAUGAUCACUUUCUCCAUUCUCUUGGGAGUGUUAUACGCUGUUUCUUUGGCUGUUAUCCGUCUAUGGCUCAGCCCAAUUGCCGGAUUUCCCGGUCCCAAACUCGCGGCAGUUACAUUCUGGUAUGAGUUCUACUACGACUGGGUUUUGACUGGGAAAUACUACCAACGUAUCAAAGAGAUACAUGAUGAAUAUGGACCAAUUGUUCGCAUCUCACCAGACGAACUCCACAUCGCUGAUGCGUCAUUUUAUGACCAACUUUAUGUCUCAACUGCAGUCAGGAAGAGCAAUGGCUACCACCGCUUCGGUCGGGGAACCGGUUUUGAAGAUAUGGUUGCCCUCUCAAUAGAUCAUGAUAUACAUCGAGCUAGCAUAGCGCCUUUGAAGCCGUUCUUCUCCCCCGCUGGUAUCAGCCGGGUUGAACCUCGAAUCGAGGCAUGUGUCCUCAAGCUUGGUCAGAAACUGGAAGAGCUAGCCAGUGUCAAUGCCGACCCGGGCAAUCCCGUGAUUGUAAAUCUGUCCCACGCCUUCAACUCAUAUACAAAUGCUGACCAUGAGCAGAAAGCAAGACGAGAAAUCCUGAACUCAAAAUCACGCCCAGCUAAGGAAGCAAAGAACCGGGCAGACACAACGGUAUUCGACCACCUUGUUCACAGCGAGCGUACCGAUACACCAUACGGGGUCGAGUCAUGCAGCCGAGUUGCACAGCUUAUUCAACAAGCGGGAACAUACAAUUCGGGUCGAACCAUCGAGACUAUUGUUGCUUUCCUCUGCCUAAAUGAUAACAAGCGCAAUAUUCUGUGUGAGGCUCUCCGUCCGGUCUUUGCACAGAGCGAUUCCGUAUCAUGGAGAGAGCUCGAGAAGAUUCCGUAUCUUUCUGCUUGUAUUAAGGAGGGUUUACGCUUGGCAAUUGGUAAUAUGCUCCGAGCCCCGCGGAUCUCGGACGAUGAGUUAUACUACAACCAAUGGAGGAUCCCCAAAAGAACAGCCGUGUCUAUGACUACCUACUGGAUGCAUAUGGACCCGGUAGUCUUCACUAAUCCAUAUUCAUUCGAACCGGACCGCUGGCUUAAUUCUUCCCCCGACAAGCUGCGGGAGAUGAACAAUCAUUUCGUGCCGUUCGCAAAAGGCUCUAGGCCGUGUCUCGGGCAACACUUGGCCUGGAUGGAAUUGUAUCGUGCCAUUGCCCAUCUCUAUCGCCCGGGAGUGCCUAAGAUACACCUAUACGAAACCGACGAGACCGAUGUUAUUCCAGUUCACGGACUCCUUUUUUCGAUGCCGCGACGUGAUUCACCGGGGGUUAGAGCCUUCCUGACAAAAGCACCUCACUGA
Molecule: messenger RNA, 1392 nt
Organism: Penicillium samsonianum
Lineage: Eukaryota; Fungi; Ascomycota; Eurotiomycetes; Eurotiales; Aspergillaceae
Product: cytochrome P450
Exons: 8
Coding region: 1-1392 (463 amino acids)
Molecular function (GO): iron ion binding; oxidoreductase activity, acting on paired donors, with incorporation or reduction of molecular oxygen; heme binding
Source: RefSeq, a predicted model, not a curated record